This is a messenger RNA of Hordeum vulgare subsp. vulgare (domesticated barley), 610 nucleotides long. RefSeq names its product cell division cycle protein 48 homolog. Gene Ontology annotation, biological process: autophagosome maturation; retrograde protein transport, ER to cytosol; mitotic spindle disassembly. Lineage: Eukaryota; Viridiplantae; Streptophyta; Magnoliopsida; Poales; Poaceae. Gene Ontology annotation, molecular function: polyubiquitin modification-dependent protein binding; ATP binding; ATP hydrolysis activity. Gene Ontology annotation, cellular component: VCP-NPL4-UFD1 AAA ATPase complex; cytosol; nucleus. The record is from RefSeq and is a predicted model, not a curated record. The coding region runs from base 40 to 495 and encodes 151 amino acids. The transcript is spliced from 4 exons.
GUCAGUCUUUCUCGCUCUCCCUGUUAGAUACUGAAUUCUAUGGCUGUUACAAACGACCAUUUCAAGACUGCACUAACAACAAGCAACCCAUCUGCUCUCCGUGAAACUGUUGCUGAAGUUCCCAAUGUCUCUUGGGAAGAUAUUGGUGGUCUGGAAAAUGUCAAACGGGAGUUGCAGGAGACUGUCCAGUACCCUGUGGAGCAUCCAGAGAAAUUCGAGAAGUUUGGCAUGUCCCCUUCCAAAGGUGUUCUGUUCUAUGGCCCUCCUCGGUGUGGUAAAACCUUGUUGGCCAAGGCAAUUGCAAAUGAGUGCCAGGCUAACUUCAUCAGUAUCAAGGGACCUGAGCUGCUUACCAUGUGGUUUGGUGAGAGUCAGGCUAAUGUACGUGAGAUCUUUGACAAGGCUAGGGGGUCAGCACCAUGUGUCCCCUUCUUUGAUGAGCUUGACUCUAUUGCUACCCAGAGAGGAAGUAGUGUUGGGGAUGCUGGAGGUUGAACUGGAACACAUUUCACGAGACACCCAUGGUUAUGUUGGUGCUGAUCUUGCUGCUCUUUGUACCGAGGCUGCUCUCCAUUGUCGGCCUCUUUUUUGGAACCAUAACAUAACUUUC